UGACGGAUGAAGUACUUGGCUGUAAGCGGCGGGACUGUGAGUGGCCUUGGCAAGGGCAUCACAAUCAGCAGCAUUGGUGUGGUGCUCAAAGCAUGCGGCCUGCGCGUUACUUCGAUCAAGAUCGAUCCGUAUCUGAACUGCGACGCCGGUACCAUGAGCCCUUUCGAACACGGCGAAGUCUUUGUCUUGGACGACGGUGGCGAAGGCGACUUGGAUUUGGGCAACUAUGAGCGCUUCUUGGGCAUCACUCUCACCAAGGACCACAACAUCACAACCGGCAAGGUGUACCAACAAGUCAUUCGUCGCGAACGUCGUGGCGAUUACCUCGGGAAAACCGUUCAAGUUGUGCCCCAUGUAACCGACGCUAUCCAAGCGUGGAUCGAACGUGUGGCCCAAAUUCCCGUGGAUGGUGACUCGACCCCUGCAGACAUUUGUUUGAUUGAGGUCGGUGGUACCGUUGGCGACAUUGAAAGCAUGGUGUUUCUCGAAGCGUUGCGCCAAUUUCAAUUCAAAGUAGGAGUUGACAACUUUUGCUUGGUCCAUGUAUCGUUGGUGCCCGUGAUGGGCUCCGUGGGUGAACAAAAGACCAAGCCCACCCAGCACGCCAUCAAGGAGCUUCGAAGCGCCGGCCUAACCCCUGAUGUGAUUAUCUGCCGCGCCUCGAACCAAUUGGAGCCUGCCACGCGCGCUAAGAUUGGCAUGUUCUGCCAAGUGAGCCAAAACCACGUCCUCAGUGUGCACGAUGUGAGCAACAUCUACCACGUUCCAUUGUUGUUGGCCCGCCAAGGUGCUGCAUCAAUUUUGUUGUCCAAGCUGCGCUUGAUGGAUAAGUAUGUGGAACCCAAUCUUGACGAGUGGUCCGGCAUGGCCCACCGCGUGGACAACUUUACCAAAACGACUAAGAUUGCGCUCGUUGGCAAGUAUACCGGUCUGCAAGACUCAUACCUGAGCGUGAUCAAGGCUUUGAAGCAUGCCGCGAUGAAAGUGGACCAUGACUUGGUGAUUGAAUGGAUCGAAUCGGUGGACCUCGACCUCGUCACUCGAACUGCUGAGCCAGAAAAAUACGCGGAAGCCUGGGCCAAGCUGAAGGGCUGCGCUGGGAUUGUUGUGCCUGGUGGCUUUGGCGACCGGGGCGUAGACGGCAAGGUGCUGUGCGCUCAGUACGCUCGCGAAAACAAAGUGCCGUAUUUGGGUAUUUGCUUGGGCUUCCAAGUUGCCACCAUCGAAUACGCGCGCAACGUGUUGGGGUGGAAGAACGCCAACAGUGGCGAAUUCGACGAAUUUACCGAGAAGAAGGUCGUUGUAUUCAUGCCCGAGAUUAACCCGAACGAGAUGGGCGGCACCAUGCGUUGCGGAGCGCGGUCAACUGUGCUCGAGCCAACUCGCGACUCGAAGCGAUCCCUUGCGUCGUAUUUGUACCAAAACAAGCCCGAAAUCCUCGAACGCCAUCGCCACCGUUACGAAAUCAACCCGGAUUUUGUUGCCGAUAUCGAAGGCGCGGGGCUGCAUUUUGUCGGUCGGGGUGACAAGGGGCUGCGAAUGCAAAUUGCCGAACUGCCCCGGGACGUCCAUCCAUUCUACUUUGGCACGCAGUACCACCCCGAAUUCAAGACGCACCCGAACGACCCAAGCCCUCCGUUCUAUGGCCUCCUCCUUGCCGCCACUGGUGGCUUGCAGGCGUACAUGGAUGCCAGCGACAAGGCCCUCCAAUUGUAAAAGACGCCGGCCCCGCUAGCGUUUAUAAAUUCAAUCUGCGUUCCCACUUGGCCUGUGGAGUAGUGCAGCCCCUAUCUAAAUUGUAAAUAUAGAGUUCCAUGUAGAGUGAA
Aphanomyces invadans is the source of this 1826-nucleotide messenger RNA. RefSeq names its product CTP synthase. The record is from RefSeq and is a predicted model, not a curated record. Bases 7 to 1716 code for a protein of 569 amino acids. Lineage: Eukaryota; Oomycota; Saprolegniomycetes; Saprolegniales; Verrucalvaceae. Gene Ontology annotation, biological process: pyrimidine nucleobase biosynthetic process; CTP biosynthetic process. Gene Ontology annotation, molecular function: CTP synthase activity; identical protein binding. The transcript has a single exon.